GUAACGGUAGCUGUCGCUUCCGAUCCCUCAAUUGUCUCGGUUUGUUGACGUUUGCUGGAGUACAGCGGUAGUUAGUAACGGGGGGACGAGGGGGGGGGUCUUCCCGUUGUUUAAGGCGAGUCGUGCGAGAGUCAAAGAAGCUAGCCAGCUAGCUAGCUUAAAUGGGGUUUCGGGUAAAAAGAUGAUCGCCUCACUCUCUAGAGGAAGUUUGCUGGAUGAGGUUCUUCACGGGAGCUCUAACGAGCAGCAACUGGCAGCAUAUGUUUCCUGGGUGAACUCUCAGCUGAAGAGGAAACCAGGCCUGGAGCCCAUCACAGACCUCAGGCAUGACCUGCAGGAUGGGGUGGUGCUCACACAGCUAAUAGAGAUAGUUGCUGGGGAAGCGCUGGAGGGAGUGUAUGUGGCUCCACAAAACAAAGAGGAAAGCAGGAAGAAUGUGGAGCAAGUCUUGCAGUUCAUUUCCUCCAGACACAUACGCAUGCCACACAUAUCCGCAAGAGACAUUGUUGAUGGUAAUCUAAAAUCUGUAAUGAGGAUAAUUCUGGCACUGGCUGCCCACUUCAAACCCUCAGCCACCCACAGGGCUGCUACUGGAAGUGGGAGGAGCUUGACAAGAGGCUAUGCCAGCCACAACCCUCUAUCCACUGUAGCAUUAGCACAAGGUGCCGCUGCUGCACUGGUGUCUGCACGAUUUGAUGCCACACAGCCUGCACGUGUCACACAUAUCCACAGCGGCUGGGGGUUGGACGGGGAAAAGAAUGUGUGUGUUCGUGCACUGGUUGAGCAGUAUGAAAGAGGAGCUUCAGAUGAGCAGGACAGUUCUCAGCCUAGCAGCCUUCGCUCUGUCAGUCCACUGUCAUCUCCACGAGCUCCACCCAGCAGCGACUCAGACAGACAAUUGGGAGACCGCCAGCAACAGCAGAGCAGGGCUGAGUCAUCUCAUGCUGUGGUGGAGACGGAGUGGGAGGAUUCUCUCAGUGAAACUUUGGAGAUGGAGGUGCAGGAGACACGUAAAAUGGUGUCAGCUUUACAGGCUCUGCUGCUGCAUGGUUCACUGCCUGAGGAUGAGAAGGAUGUGUCUUUGAUUUUGGACCAGUGCAACACUGAACAGCAGCUGGUAGUCAUUCGCAGCCGUUUGGAUCAGAGUAUGGAGGAGGCUCGGGAGCUGAAGAGGGAACUGUUGCGCUGUAAGCAGGAGAUGAGAAACCUCCAGGGAGCCAAGGACGCCCAACAGCAGAGGCUGUGCACUCAGGAGGCCUCAAUACUGCAGAUGAAGCAAGAGCUUCUCAGAGCCAGUAUGACGAAGGAUGAACUCAACAACCAGAAUGCAGAGCUACAGUGGAAGCUGGAGGAAUGUAACAGACUAUGGGGCGAAUGCAAGAAGGAGAUAGGACAGAAGGACAGACUACUGCAGCAGCUCAAACACAAGCUUGAAGAAAGCCAAAAACAGCAGAAUGAAUUGCAAAGCGAGUUGGAUCAUAAAAACAGCAUGCUUCAGGAGCUAAUGAGCAGAGAUCUGCAACAGAUCCCCACUGGCACAGAAAACAACGGAUACUCUUACUCUGGAAAUCCAGCUCCUUCUGUGUCAGGCCAGGCAGAGGAGGUUCAGCUGCUCAGAGAUGCACUUAGGAGUUUGAGGAACAACUUCAGAGACCACGACCCACAGCACCAUACACUGGACACCCUGGAGCAGGGCAUAGUGUCACUCAUCGACAGACUGCAUGUUCUGCAUACACACAGGGGAAGGGGGAAAUCUCCAAGACGCAAAGGUCAACACUCAGAGUCUGACUCCUGGCCUUGCACAAAGGUUUGUCAGUCCCACAGUGGUUCUUCUGCUUCUACUAAAAUCCUUUAUUUCACUGGAAAAUCCCCAACACCUUCCAUGAUCAAUAUACCGAAGAGGCUGGGUGAGGUAACUCUCAAAGAUGUUAAGGCAGCUGUGGAUCGAGCGGGAAACUACAGGUACCACUUCAAGGCCCUGGACCCUGAGUUUGGUACUGUGAAAGAAGAGGUGUUCCUGGAUGGAGCAAUCGUUCCAGGCUGGGAAGGAAAAAUAGUGGCUUGGGUAGAAGAGGACCGUGGUGAUGAAAGGCCAUUGUAGGUUCAAGCUGAGGGAGCAUGACACAUACUGUCCGUACUCCUGGCUACUUUGAUCCCAGAAGCACAUCAAGACAGCUGUUGAGAAAAGAGGCAAAAGUGGACAAUUGUUUGAGAUUUGAGUUAUUAUAUACUGUAAGACUUGUCAGCAGGAGAUUUAGGUUUAUCAGCUGGUACUAAACCAUACUGAGCCCGACUCGCUCUGGAGAAUGUGUAAAUCUCCAAAUGGUGUCUAGAACAUCAUGAAACUCAGUGCCUUACAAAGAAAGCUGUUUCCAUCAUGUACUUUAUUAUUGUUUUUAUUGCCAGGCUGUAACUAUAGUAUCAAAGCCGGACUCAAACGUAGAAACAUUUAGAAUUAGAUUUCUAAAACCACAGUAGUGUUGUUGUUUGCAGGCCUGAGGUCUGUGUGAGGAAUUGGAAAAAAAAUUACAAAGAAAUUUAAAACUAUUCAAUAUCAGUUUUUAUUCCUUGUGCAGCAAUGUUGUCUUUAGAGAAACGCCACCAGAUUACAUGUUAGAAAUAUGUAUUAUCUAUCGUUCUUUAGCCCAGUUACAAUUCAGUCUUCAUUGUGGAUGUGAAGUGAAUUAUUUACCUUAGCAAGACAGGAAAAAAUGUU
Toxotes jaculatrix (banded archerfish) is the source of this 2716-nucleotide messenger RNA. RefSeq names its product dixin-like. Gene Ontology annotation, cellular component: cytosol. Gene Ontology annotation, biological process: canonical Wnt signaling pathway. NCBI's taxonomy places the organism in Eukaryota, Metazoa, Chordata, Actinopteri, Toxotidae. The transcript has 21 exons. Gene Ontology annotation, molecular function: protein binding. The record is from RefSeq and is a predicted model, not a curated record. Bases 182 to 2101 code for a protein of 639 amino acids.